UCCACAAUCAAACAAUACGAAAUUGGCAUAUAAAUAUAUCCAUUUGCUCACCUCCAUUGUCAUCGACUUCAACAAUCAGGCAACUGAACAAGAAGGUCUCAGGUUCUUCUAUUCAGAGAUAUGCCUGUGGAUAAAAGCUCUUUGUCAACUGAGGUCCAACAUGACGAGCCCGCACAAACUGCCAACACUUCGAUCGACAAUCCAGAUAUUAAAAAGAACGAUGUUGUAGCAACAAAUGAUAACCAUGAUAAAUCACCCCAAGAACCCCUUCAAACAACCACUUUAGAUGCAAACAAAAAUGAUAAUACCUCUACACCUAAACUUGAAGCCACAACCAAUGAACCGGAUAAAGCUUCCACAACUCCUUUCAUUGAUCCAUCUUUGGAUCCGCCUGCCCCAAGAGCAUCGCCUAGUAGUGAAAACAAUUCAUCAUCACUUGAUGCUCAACCAACCACCACCCCUGAAAAAUCCACCACUAAGAUACCCGAUUCAGACGCAAACAAGCAAUCUACUUCAAUCCCGGCCAAUGACCAUGACUCAGAUGCUAACAAGCAAGCUACCCAUGACUCAUCGAAAAGUUCCACCACUAUAGAUCCAACCGCAAAUCAAAAUUCUAACCCGGCUAAUCAAACCAAUCCUCAGAUAGCCAAUAGUGACGCUAUGCAAGCCGCAAAUCAGACUACCCAGCAACCCAACAAUGAACCUUCUAGCUCUCAGAUCCCUGAUUCUGAUGCCAACAAGCAAGUCAACACGGUCGCCACUGAUGACUCAUCUAAAAUUUCCAGCACUGACCCACAAACAGAUAACGACACUAAGCAAGCCACAAAUCAGAGUACCAAAACUGCCAGCACUGACCCACAAACCAGUAAGGAUAACCAAGGGAGUCCAUUACCAACUGAUGAACCUUCUACCUCCGCUGAUACUAAUGCCAACAAACAAGCCAAGUCGGUCGCCACUGAUGACUCUCCUAGCAGUUCCAAGACUAUGGCUACAACUUCCAGUCAAGAUCCUAACUCGGCUGGUCAAACUAAUCCUCCGAAAACGGAUAGUGACACGAAGCAAGCCACAGAACAGAGUACCAACACUGUCAGCACGGACCCAGAAACAGACAAGAAGGAUCCCUCAAGUGAGAAGGCCCCUCAAUUGGAUCAACUUGAAAACUUGAUACGUCAAGAACUAGAUAUUGUUAAGAAAAAUUAUCCUAAACUUGGAGAACAUGGGAAAAAAAUACAGGAUAGAGCCGACAAUGUCUCUGAUCGAUUAAAAAAGGUAAAAGACGAAUCUUAUGGCAUAAAAGAGCUAAAAACUCUCAAGAAAACCGUUACCAAAUUGAAGCUUGAGAUUCCGCCAAGGUACAUGACAUAUGAAGACGACGAGAAACAAAAGAAGCAGAAAUUCGGUGUUGAAAGUAGUGACAACAUUUCCACUAUGUUGCAAAUGAAGAUGCCUCGAUUACAUGACGAACUCUUCAACAAAAGUCCUGUUUGUAAUACUAUACAUCUACGUUUUAACAAACUCAAACCUGUAUUAAAGCUUUGUUUGCUAUGUUUUACGGUGUUCCCGGAAAACGCAAUCAUAAGUAGAAGGUCAAUGAUUUAUUGGUGGAUCGGAGAAGGGCUUAUUCCCGAAGAAGAUGAUAGUGUUGAGGAGGAAGCCAAUAAAAUCUUCAAAGAGCUUAUGGACAUGGAUUUCAUUGAGCCUGAGACUAAACGUUCUCGUCCUUAUGUGGCCAAUUGCAAAAUGAACCCACUGAUUCGUGCUGCAUUGGUUAUGAUCGCAGACAAGGUAAAGUUCUUUGAUUUUGAUAAGUACGGGAACCCAAAAGAUUUUGGUAAAUUUGAUGAGAUUGAAAGCCCAGAAGAUAUGGCAGCUAUCUAUCCACUUGGUGAACCAACAGAGUUUUUUAUUUUCUAUAAUAAAGAUAGGGAACCCAUAUUAAAACCAGAGAUCACUGAUUCGUGUCAAUUCGCGCAACUUCCUCAAUCAAAGCUAGUAGAUCCCGUUAAUCGUAACGGGGACAAGAUUGAUCCAACAAAAAAGUUCUAUCUUUACGAAAGAAGGAAGCUCACCACAAAGUCUUAUAAGGCAUGUUUGAUGGGUAGUGGGCUAUCCAAAGGUAUGCCUUGGGAAAACCUUCAUAUGAUGUUUAAUGUUAAGGACGUAAUUCUUGAGUACAAGAAGGAAUGGUUUUUACGAAUGAAAAACAUCAACGUUCUCUUUUUAGGAAAGUGGCAAAGCUCGGCUACCCACCAUAUUGAGGUCGAGGAGUUUGAUUUUUCAAAGAGCUUGGACAAUAUGAACAAUGUGCGGUUCUUUAGUCUUCAUGGAGUUUCAAGGAUUUCCGAGCUUCCAGAUUCUAUCUCAAAACUCAAAACCCUUCGUAUUCUCGACCUUAGAGCUUGCCAUAAUCUUGAGGAAAUUCCAGGAACCAUUGGUUUACUCAAGUGUUUAACACAUUUGGAUAUGUCUGAAUGUUACUUGCUAAGGAAAAUACCAAAAGAGAUUUCAUCUCUUGAAUCUCUUCAAGUCCUUAAAGGGUUUGUAGUUGUCGAAUUUCCAGAUAGAAACAUGUGUACCCUCAAUGAUUUAAGGAAACUGGAACACUUGAGAAAGCUUAGCAUGUACACACAUAUGAAAAACUUCCCUCAAGAAACGCAUCUUGAAGCCUUACAAAAUCUUUUAGCUCUUAGUAAACUAACAAUCUUGUGGGGUGGGCAUGAGCCGACGUCUGAUACAAGCAAGGAGAAACAAGAUGUUGUAAAUGAAAAGCAGAAUAUGGGAUCCAGAGUUAAGAGAUGUAUGCCAAAGAGGCCAAAAUGGGUACAAGGGAAUUUGAGAAGACAGAAUGCUUUCAAUAAUUCAACAUUGGGUUCACGACUUGAAAAACUUGACCUCAAGUGCUUCCCACACCGUGAGACACCGAAUUGGCUAACUGCAGCCAACCUUCAGGGGUUAAGAAAACUAUAUAUUCGUGGUGGACAUUUCUCGGACCUUGGUCAAAAUAUGGACAUGCUUGAGUGGGAUGAUUCACCUACCCUGCCCAAAGAAAGAUGGAAUGUUGAAACAUUGCGAUUGAAGUACUUGGAGGAACUGAAUAUGGAAUGGAGAGAAUUGCAGAAUCUGUUUCCGAAACUGAAGACUUUAGAGAAAGUUAAGUGCCCGAGGCUGACGCUCUUUCCUUGCAACGAGCAAGGAGUCUGGAAGAAAGGAUCAUCGACCACCUGAUACAGUUCUUGAUUACAAGUUCUAAGGAAUAGGUUCAAACACCUAUGGUAUUCUUUAUUUAAUAAGUUCGUAUGUUUGGAUUGAUGUUUACAUACAUCAUUAUGUAUGUAAUUUGUGUUUGUUAUGUUUGUCAGAAUAAGAAUAAAUGUGUGUUUAUCAGUUAUGACAUAUGUGUUCCGUUUCUCAAAA
Helianthus annuus (common sunflower) is the source of this 3414-nucleotide messenger RNA. RefSeq lists its product as uncharacterized. The transcript is spliced from 2 exons. Lineage: Eukaryota; Viridiplantae; Streptophyta; Magnoliopsida; Asterales; Asteraceae. The record is from RefSeq and is a predicted model, not a curated record. The coding region runs from base 121 to 3225 and encodes 1034 amino acids.